Tilletiaria anomala UBC 951 is the source of this 633-nucleotide messenger RNA. RefSeq lists its product as uncharacterized. NCBI's taxonomy places the organism in Eukaryota, Fungi, Basidiomycota, Exobasidiomycetes, Georgefischeriales, Tilletiariaceae. The record is from RefSeq and is a predicted model, not a curated record. Bases 1 to 264 code for a protein of 87 amino acids. The transcript is spliced from 4 exons.
AUGGCGCAAAACAUCAAGAACGCUGCCAAAGGCGCAUGGAUGAAGAACUGGUACUCGCCUGAAGUCGUUCCAAUCUAUGUCAUCACCGCCGCAGCUGCUGGUGGUGCUACCUGGUACCUUACUCGCCUGGCGCGGGGACCUGAUGUGAUCUGGGACCGCAAGAACAACCCGACGCCUUGGAACAACGUCGAGCCCGGCACCAACACGAAGCUGAUGGCUGUCAACCACGAAUUUGAAAGGACAUACAAGCGAGACAGGUUGUAAAACAACCAUUUCUUCGAUGCGACACAUUCGUCGCGAAGUUGUACUCUGAGGUGUCGGUGAUCAAAGGAAACUAGACGUGGCAUUCGUCGGCUUCAAUAUGUUGUACGCAAGCAAAGGCGAGCCAUUUUCAGUUUGCUUGCUCCUCUGUGAGGUGAGGCGCCCGUGUAAGCGCUGUCUCUGGAUGAUCAGCGACAAAGCCAUCAUUCCCUUCCCUUGAAAUGAGAAGGUGCGAUGCAGGCCCAGCCAUGCUCUACCGAUUGGAGAAGGGGACGAGGGUGGGACAGGAAGGAGACCCACGAAGGUUGAGAGAUACGUCGGGCUGCCAAGACACUGGCUGUCUGCAUGUCAACUGUAACAGUAUUUACUAGG